UUCCUGCUCCCCACACCCUUUGCAGCUCUGCAGGCAGAGGGGAGCUGGGGUUUGCCCUGGCAGGUGGGAGAGGAUUCCCUCUUGCUGCACAGGGGUGCUGCCUGCUUGCAGCCAGGUGCCCCCCCCCCGAGCUGGCCCUGGCUCCCAGCCCUCCCCAGGCAUAUAAAGCACAGGAGGACAAGGAGGGGACAGGCUGUGGUGACAGGUGAUGCUGACAGGCAGCAGGAGCUGCCAGGUCCUGCCCAAACUUGGAGUGGGAAGUGAGCUCUUUCCUAAGCCACACAGACUCUCUGUAGUGCUGGCAGAUUUCUUUAAUUCCUUUUUUUGUUCUUGUUUUCUUUUUUUUUUCUUUUUUUUUUUUUUAAUUGGCUCCUAAUCUACAUUGGUGGGAAAAGCUUCUGAGAAGCCACAGCCUUGAAGAGCAAUUUAGGUCUUCAUUUUCAAAACUCUUCAGCCUGGUAAGCUGCUUUUAUUAAUGUGUGUUAAUUAUAUGUCAGUCUCAUGGUGGAACUCAGCUUGGGGGAGUAGGCAGGCAACCUAGGCAGUUGAAAAUGGGACACAAAUUGAUGUUUUUCCUUCAAGCUCUCCAGAUGGAGGAUCCCAUCCAGCUGAAAGAGGAAGGCAAUAAAUAUUUUCAGUCCAGUGACUAUGAGAAAGCCCUUCAAAGCUACACUCAGGCCAUAAAGCUCAACAAGGACAAAGCGCUGCAGGCAGUGCUGUACAGGAACAGGGCAGCCUGCUUCCUCAAAAAGGAGGAAUAUGCCAAGGCAGCCUCAGAUGCAUCUAGAGCUAUUGACAUCAAUGCUUCAGAUAUCAAAGCCUUGUACCGGCGCAGCCAAGCCCUGGAAAAACUGGGGAAGUUGGACCAAGCAUUCAAAGAUGCUCAGAAAUGUGCCACUCUUGAACCCCGCAACAAAAACUUCCAGGAGACUCUGAGGAGACUGGGGGCCAACAUCCAGGAGAAGCUGCGCAUUCAGUUCUCCACUGACUCGAGGGUGCAGAAGAUGUUUGAGAUCCUGCUGGAUGAGAACAGUGACAAAGAAAAGCGGGAAAAGGCUGCAAACAACCUCAUAGUCCUGGGGCGGGAGGAAGCAGGUGCCGAGAGGAUUUUCCAGAAUAAUGGGGUCAACUUGCUGCUGCAGCUGAUAGAAACCAAAAAUCCUGAGCUGAUCCUGGCAGCUGUGAGGACACUUUCAGGAAUGUGCACAGGACAUAAGGCUCGGGCCACUGCCAUUCUCCAUUACCUGGGCAUCGACAGCAUUUGCAUGUGGAUGUCGGUGGACAAUGAAGAAAUCUCCCUGGCUGUCUGCAACCUCCUGCAGACCAUCACCGACUGCCUGCUGGGCCAGGGGAAGGAGGAGCACCAUGGCAAGGAGGAGGCUCUAGUGCUAGACACUAAGAAGGAUUUGAGGAUGAUCACGAUGCGUUUGCUGGAUAUGCUGGUCAGUAAGAAAGUGUCUGGGCAAGGGCGGGACCGAGCCCUCAACCUCCUCAACAAGAACAUACCAAGGAAGGACCUGAAAGAUCAUGACAACAGCAGGAGCAUCUUUGUCAUCGACAAUGGCUUAAAAAAGAUACUCAAAGUGGUGGGCCAGAUUCCUGAGAUGCCUGACUGCCUGCCACUGACAGAGAACACCCAGCUGACUGCCUCUGUCCUCCUUAAUAAACUCUACGAUGACCUGCGCUGCGACCCGGAGCGGGACAACUACCGGCUGAUCUGCGAGGAGUACAUCAAGAGCAAAAUCGACCCACAAGACAUGGAUAAGACGCUCCAUGCUGUCCAGAUUGUGUCUGGAGUUCUGCAAGGGCCAUUUGACUUGGGCAACAAGCUGCUUGGCAUGAAGGGAGUGAUGGAGAUGAUGGUUGCCCUGUGUGGGUCCGAGAGGGAGAUUGAUCAGCUGGUGGCUGUGGAAGCCCUCAUCCAUGCCUCCACCAAGCUGAGCAGAGCCACCUUCAUAAUCACCAACGGGGUGACGCUCCUGAAGGAGAUAUACAAGAAAACCAAGAAUGAGAAGAUCAAAAUCAGAGCUCUGGUGGGUCUCUGCAAGCUGGGCUCAGCAGGAGGCACAGACUAUGGCCUGAGGCAGUUUGCUGAGGGCUCCACUGAGAAGUUAGCCAAGCAGUGCCGAAAGUGGUUGUGCAACACCAGCAUUGAUGCCCGCACCAGGAAAUGGGCUGUGGAAGGGCUCUCGUACCUCACCCUCGAUGCAGAUGUGAAAGAUGACUUUGUUGAAGAUGAGCCAGCCCUGAAAGCUAUGUUUGAUUUAGCCAAGGCAAGUGACAAGACAAUCUUGUAUUCCGUGGCUUCUGCACUGGUGAACUGCACCAACAGCUAUGAUACCAAGGAGCUGGUCCCAGAGCUGGUGCAGCUGGCAAAAUUCUCCAAGCAGCAUGUGCCUGAGGAGCAUCCAAAGGACAAGAAGGAUUUUGUGGUGAAGCGGGUGAAGCGGUUGCUGAAGGCUGGGGUUGUCUCUGCCUUGGCCUGCAUGGUGAAGGCUGACAGUGCCAUUUUGACAGACCAGAGCAAGGAGCUCAUUGCCAGGGUGUUUCUUGCCUUGUGUGAAGACCCCAAAGACCGCGGGACCAUUGUUGCUCAAGGUGGUGGGAAGGCCCUGAUACCUCUGGCUGUGGAAGGCACAGACGUUGGCAAGAUAAAGGCUUCUCAUGCUCUGGCAAAAAUUGCUGCUAUCUCCAAUCCGGACAUUGCAUUCCCAGGGGAGAGAGUGUAUGAGGUGGUGAGGCCCCUUGUCAGCCUGCUGAACACAGAGAGAGAUGGCCUCCAGAACUACGAGGCUCUGUUAGGUCUCACAAACUUUUCAGGAAGAAGCGAUAAACUUAGGUUGAAGAUAGUUAAAGAGAAAGCCCUGCCAGAUAUCGAAAACUACAUGUUUGAGAACCACGACCAACUUCGACAGGCAGCCACAGAGUGCAUGUGCAACUUGGUGGUGAACAAGGAGGUUCAAGAGCGCUUUGUGGCUGAUGGCAAUGACCGCCUGAAGUUGGUGGUGUUGCUGUGUGGUGAGGAUGAUGAAAAGGUUCAGGUUGCAGCAGCAGGAGCCCUGGCCAUGCUUACGGCAGCGCAAAAGAAACUCUGCUGGAAGAUGACUCAAGUGACCACCCAGUGGCUUGAAAUCCUGCAGAGGCUCUGCUUGCAUGACAACAUGGAGGUCCAGCACCGAGGACUGGUCAUUGCUUUCAACUUAAUCAGUGCUGACAAAGAGCUGGCAAAGAAGCUGGUGGAGUCAGAGCUCCUGGAGAUUCUGACCUACGUCGGGAAGCAGGAAGAUCAUCCCAAGAAGCAGCACAUCAUUAGUGUGGCACGUGAUUGCCUCACCAAGUGCAUGGAUUAUGAGCUGAUCAAACCUCUCUCUCAGGCAUGA
Messenger RNA from Cinclus cinclus, 3380 nucleotides. It is a transcript of the gene UNC45B, whose product is annotated as unc-45 myosin chaperone B. The record is from RefSeq and is a predicted model, not a curated record. Gene Ontology annotation, molecular function: Hsp90 protein binding. Lineage: Eukaryota; Metazoa; Chordata; Aves; Passeriformes; Cinclidae. The transcript is spliced from 19 exons. The coding region runs from base 552 to 3380 and encodes 942 amino acids.